AGAAUUCACAUCUACCAGUCUUUCUUAGAAACGGAAGACUGAUUGGUGAGUCAGUUCCAGUAACUCACCAUCACCAUCAACUCUCAUGGAUUUCCCUCUUCAAAUUCUCGAAGAAUGGCACAGCCGAAUCAAAUUUCUGUUUCUUCUAGGGAUCAUUCCGCUGCUGCUUCAUCAUCAUCUUCAAAUCACACUUCUUUUCCAGUCCACGAAGAAUAUGAUCAUGAUCAUGAUCAACGGUUACGUCAACUCGAAUUUAGACAGCCAGAGAUAGAGCAGCAGCAGCAGGAAUACAUUGGCAUUUCUAAUCGAGGGAAUUAUUUCGGGUUUAAUGAUGUAGCUUCUGUUAGAGAUGACACGUGUUCUUGUGUCGUCGUGGUUCUCACGUUCUGGUUCUUCGUGUCGAUGACUAUGAUUUUGGGGGUAUAUGGUUCUAUGAGGCUAACCCUAGGACCGAAAUGCUCGGUUCUUUUACAACCUACUCCCAUAUUUGUGCAGUCUAUAAAGGUGGAACAGUUAUAUGAUACUAAUCCGGGGCUGAUACUAUAUGGGUUAUAUACAUCUCCUCCGCUUGAUGUUGUUGAGACUUGGAAUAGAACUCUUAAUUUCUCUGUUUCGCCCGAUUCUCACAAGGAUUUCAUGUAUUUUCUGAAUGAGGGGUCUCGAAUAAAUAUUUCAUACAGGGUGAACUCCCCGAUCUCCUCCGUUUUCCUUAUAAUUGCACAAGGGAGUGAAAGCCUUUCUCAAUGGCUUGAGAAUCCAACUCGUCCAAACACCACUUUAUCAUGGAAUGUCAUUCAAGGAAGUGGUUUUGUCCAGCAGAGUAUAUUCACAUCUGCAAGCUACUAUGUUGCAGUGGGUAACUUGAACUCAGAGGAAGUUGAGGUCCAAUUAACCCUGAGAGUAAGAUCUUUCAUGUACAAUACCACUGAAGCUUACUACAAGUGUACUUUUACUGAUAGCAAGUGUAGUUUGAGCGUAUUGUUUCCCAAUGGAAAUGCUGUUGUCUUAAACUCUCUUGGUCCAGAAGAGGGUUCAUACAGUGAAGAGUGGAAUGUCAAAGUCUCCUAUGGGCCAAGAUGGGCCACAUAUAUUCUUGGCAUAGGUGGAAUGACUGUUAUCAUGAUGGCGGCUUUCAACUUCUUGAACAAGUUUCAAUGUGGUCAUGAAGAUGGAACUAGACUUCAGUUUGGAGUGGUGGAACCUGGGAGAGCUCCCUUGCUUUCACGUAAAGAUGAUGACCUUGCAAGUUGGGGCUCGUCUUAUGAUUCUGCCUCAAAUGAUGAAGAGGAUCUUGAAGAUCUUCUUGCAGCGAGUUCACUUGAAGGGAAAUCAAGAGAUGGUGAAAAUGGCAAUAAUACCCGCCGUCUUUGUGCAAUCUGUUUUGAUGCUCCUAGGGACUGUUUCUUCCUCCCAUGCGGGCACUGUGUUGCUUGUUUUGCAUGUGGAACUAGGAUAGCAGAAGCUGAUGGUACUUGCCCUAUAUGUCGUCGGAAUAUGAGGAAGGUGAGGAAGAUUUUUACAGUUUAAGCAACAUGAAGUAGUUCGAAACACUCGCAUAUCCUGUAAUAACUUGCAACAUAGAUUAGUUGCAUCUAAACCAUUGCUUUCAUGCCCAUGAGAUACUAUUUGACUGUAUAGCGGUAGAUUCAAAUCAUUGAUGGAGAGAUGCAGUUGUAUGAUCUUGAUCUUUAAAGUGGAAGACCCUGCCUCAUGUUUUUUUUCUGGCUUUCCACCAUGUAAUACUAUCUUUUUGUAUAAGCGUAGAAUUCAUAUACCUAGGACCCAUUACUAUUCAAAGGCUUAAUGCAACAGGUUAUACUGUCUUUUUUCA
Molecule: messenger RNA, 1831 nt
Organism: Populus euphratica (Euphrates poplar)
Lineage: Eukaryota; Viridiplantae; Streptophyta; Magnoliopsida; Malpighiales; Salicaceae
Exons: 11
Coding region: 115-1527 (470 amino acids)
Biological process (GO): cell cycle; protein ubiquitination
Cellular component (GO): plant-type vacuole membrane; endosome
Molecular function (GO): ubiquitin protein ligase activity
Source: RefSeq, a predicted model, not a curated record